AAGCAUACCCGACUGACCCCAUGAGGGCUAGUAACGAUACUGAAGGUUAGUUCUCUUAGCUGGGUGAAUUCAACUGAUUGAAGUGCUUAAUUUGGGACGCGCGGACGGAGCCCUACGCUCGCGAGGUCUCGCGAUGUCAUUUUACCGGGAGCGUGUUUUGAGUCUACCCAGCUAACCUGCACGUGUGCCCAUCACAGGUGAUCCGCGCGGGUGUUGGACAUGACUGGGCACGCAAGGACGCUGACGUCCAAAGUCCUGCGUCUUUGCACGAGCCGCGCCGGGCUCCCACGGGCGUGGGCUCGCAGUCCCCGCCUGCUCACGUGCGCUGCGCCUUCGUGUGGGCACGCUACGAACGUGAAAACGCGCUCGUACCUCCAGUAUCUCGAACGGAAGGUCAGAGGGCCGCCCGCGCCCCCGUAUGGCCACGUGUGCCAGGUGGGACAUCCCGUGUUGCGCUCCAAAGCUGCGGCUGUGCACCCGCGAGACAUCUUGGGACCAGAUGUGCAAAAGGUCAUUAAAACCUUGACCAGGGUCAUGCGCAAGAUGGAGUGCGUGGGGCUUAGCGCGCCGCAGAUCGGCGUGCCUCUACGGAUCAUAGCACUGGAGUACCCGGAGAAGCUGCUGGAGGACAGCUCGCCCGCGUCCGCUGAGGCACGCGGCCUCGUUGCAUUGCCGCUGAGGAUAUUCAUUAAUCCCCAGUUACGUGUCCUAAACGGACAGACCGUCAUCUUCCAGGAGGCUUGUGAGAGUAUUUCGGGAUACUCGGCCUGUGUGCCACGCUACUUAUCCGUAGAGGUGUCGGGCCUGAAUGAGAAGGCUGAGCCCGUGACCUGGCAAGUAAGUGGCUGGCCUGCAAGGAUUUUGCAGCACGAGGUAGACCACCUCGAAGGAAUUCUGUACAUCGAUCGCAUGGACAGUAAAAGCUUCAUUAACAUAAAGUGGGAGGAAUGCAACGGCUAGUGCUGCUGUGCAUGCUGCUGCUCAGAUGUUGGGAAAAUGGUUUCAGGAAUCAUAAAGUCAUGGAUAUGCAAGCUGCAUUUAAUCCAGAGGAUUUCUUUUUAGUCAGAUAAAAGUCUGUAAAGUGACACCCUACUGGUAAGUUGUUCAUGUCUGAUAUUUUGGCUGUUAAAAGACAGAAUGUCUUAUGUGGAAUCAUAAAGUUAAAGACUUUUUGUUGUUUUUAAACUAAAUAUUUGUACAUGAACCAUCAUGUCAAUCACCAUCCCAUACAAAGACACAAUAAUAAAGACUAAAAUGCAUGGUGGUAA
Molecule: messenger RNA, 1268 nt
Organism: Electrophorus electricus (electric eel)
Lineage: Eukaryota; Metazoa; Chordata; Actinopteri; Gymnotiformes; Gymnotidae
Gene: pdf
Product: peptide deformylase, mitochondrial
Biological process (GO): peptidyl-methionine modification; N-terminal protein amino acid modification
Cellular component (GO): mitochondrion
Molecular function (GO): peptide deformylase activity
Source: RefSeq, a predicted model, not a curated record